This is a messenger RNA of Eutrema salsugineum, 468 nucleotides long. RefSeq lists its product as uncharacterized. Gene Ontology annotation, molecular function: zinc ion binding. NCBI's taxonomy places the organism in Eukaryota, Viridiplantae, Streptophyta, Magnoliopsida, Brassicales, Brassicaceae. The transcript is spliced from 2 exons. Bases 1 to 468 code for a protein of 155 amino acids. The record is from RefSeq and is a predicted model, not a curated record.
AUGCCUAUCAGCUGGAGCGAGCCCUCGUCGUCUGAGGACGAAGCUAUCGAGAACAUGGCUUGGGCAUACGGCGAUGGUAACUAUGGUAUUCCACAGAGAUGUUUCUGUGGCUUCGCGGUGAAGCUUGAAUCCAUGAGAGGUGGACCGAAUUGUAGACGAAGGUUCUACAGUUGUCCUGAGUGGAUAAACGAGGGUAGUUUUCAGCAUAUUUUCAAAUGGUGGGAUGAGGCUGUGGAAGAGCAAUUCGAAAUCUUGGGGCAAACGGUUGAACGGCUUAAUGGAGAAGUAAAAGAGGAGGUGAGGUUGCUUAGGGAAGAACUUAACGAGGAGAUACAAGAGCUUAAUGGAGUACUAACCCUGGAGAUCCGCAUGAUUCAUGAUGAACUUGAAAGGUUGAAGCAAGGUGAUAGCUACUUAUGUCUCAUUCUUCUAUGUGUGUUUGCUGCUAUCGCCUACGUGUUUAAGUAG